Messenger RNA from Haliotis rubra (blacklip abalone), 8269 nucleotides. Its product is annotated as sal-like protein 1. The record is from RefSeq and is a predicted model, not a curated record. Bases 1001 to 5542 code for a protein of 1513 amino acids. Gene Ontology annotation, cellular component: nucleus. Gene Ontology annotation, molecular function: DNA-binding transcription factor activity, RNA polymerase II-specific; RNA polymerase II cis-regulatory region sequence-specific DNA binding. Gene Ontology annotation, biological process: regulation of transcription by RNA polymerase II. NCBI's taxonomy places the organism in Eukaryota, Metazoa, Mollusca, Gastropoda, Lepetellida, Haliotidae. The transcript has 4 exons.
GGAAUUGAGACGGGACCUUUCUAUCCGUGUAUUUGUUUUGAGGACACGAUUGAUGCGGCGGGUGGUAGCUCGCUAGUAGCAGCCUACACCAUCGUGGCGGAGAAACAAAAGCAGAGGUAUAGCUGCAGUGAGCCGCGACCCCCCAAGCCACACAAACAGACAGCAGACUUUUAAUAACGCUGCGAUCGAGAAAGGGACUCGUACAACGGCGAUGUUGCUGUUUUUCAUUUGAACAAACUCUCUCCAAUUAUCAGGCAUGUACAAAGGGGGAUUAUUACCAUAAAUAAAGCGUACCGCUUCAGCCUGCGUGAAUAGGCGAUUUGCUGCGAACGGAGCUCAUAAAUUGUUCCAUAAUUCUGACGGAUACAUUCCUCGCAAUUUGACAGCGGCUUCAGUUACCGAGAUCUCUCGGCUCGGCUGUCUUUGUAUACAAGGCAGAGUUGUCGCUUAUGACUCAUGUGAGUAGGAUGGUGAGUCCCAGAGCAGAAGAAAAGUUUGUUCGGUGAGGUGCGAGCGUCCAGUGUGACCACCCGACCUCACUGCCCAGUGUCCGGACUGAGACUGACAAAUCAGGAGAGGGCUGGCCCCCUGCCCCCUGUUACGUAACGCCAGAAGAAAGUGGCCCGGCUAUCUUCGUAACAAAGACACCCCUCUCCCCAUUGGAAGCGAUCUCGGCGUGAACGGAACACGUUUUGAUAUGGACCGAGCAGACAAUAUGUUUUUAUUUGCACGUGAAUACUUUAUCACGGGAGCAAACCCGUUCAAGUAUUACAUUUGCUUCGCCGCUGUCAAGUCGUGCUCAUGGCGGGCUAGUAAUUGAGACCAGGAUCAAAGCCAAUCAAAAGUCUUCUUACAAUUUGAUUAUGAUAAUUACAGCGGGCAUUAUUUGAUAGUUGAUAAUCAUAAUUCGAGCAUGCGCACCAAGGGUCCGACUAUAUAAACCGGAAUAUCACAACAGAGCAAGUUUUGUCAUCGAGUGGUCUGGUGGACACUGCCAACUAUGUCCCGUCGGAAACAGUCAAAUCCUCGCCACUUGGACUCGGAACUGGAGUUAGCCUCUCUCCUUGAAAAUGGUUCCACUCCUGGGGAUAUGCCAGCACCCAAUGCUAAAGACGCCCAUGUAUGUGGCGAAUGUAGGGCAGAAUUUCUCGAUCUUGAAGGUUUUAUUGCUCAUAAGCAGACGUGUACAAAAAAGAGAAUUGUAGUCAUGAUUGAUGCCGAAAACAGACCAGGCGAUAAUGAAAUUCGGCCUAAGUCCCCAUCAAUAGAAUAUGAUGAUGAUGAUGACAUAAGGUCACAACCAGAUGACCUUGAGGGUGGCUCUGAUGAAAAUGAUGUCAAUGACCUUGACUCUGUAGACAUGUCAGAAGAGGGCUAUGGUAUGGGUUUGGGUGUGAACGGGGAAAAGGACCUCGAUGAGAAUGACAAUUUUGAGGAGGAAGAGAAGAAGGACAGUAACAAUGACUCAGAGAUGAUUUCUCAAUCAAAAUAUGAGCUAAUGUCACAACUACCUCAUUUAUUUCCAUUCUUGCCCAAUACAAAUGUGACUCUUGAGCCAAUGUCCGAGACAAAAGCGGCUGUUGCCCAGUUCGCGGAGAACAAUUUGAUGCCACAAGAUUUGGCGAUGAUGAGUGCAACAUUAUAUAGUCUGCAACAGCAACAACUUGUGCAACUGCAGCUCAUACAACAGCUGCAGCAGCAGCUCAUUACUGGGCAACUUCAACAAAAUCAACAGGCUGUUCCAACAACAACCUCUGCUGAAACAACCUUGACCCCUUCUGAUCCUCCCAGUUCAGAGACCCAAGAGUCAUCUGCUCCUGAUUCGGAAGAUAAGAAAGAAGAGGAAUCGCCAUCACCAGAGGAACCGAAAAAGGCAGUUUCAUCAUCAUCGAGUAGUUCUACUUUUACGACUCCUGCUCUAUCUACCCCGCUCCCAUCUUCCGGGCUAUCCGCACUUUCCGGACUUUCCGGACUGUCUGGACUGUCUGGACUCUCUGCAUUUAGCCAGCUUCAGAAAGAGGCUGUUUCCACGUCGCCAAUGAUGCCGCCAAUGCCCAACAUGAACAUAUCAACACCUGAAGUUCGACACAGAGGGACGAUGCUUGAACGAUCCCAGUAUGCAAGCGACGACCCUUUCUUUAAGCACAAAUGCCGCUUCUGUCACAAAGUGUUUGGCAGCGACAGCGCUCUGCAGAUACACGUUCGGUCUCACACGGGUGAAAGACCUUUCAAAUGCAACAUCUGUGGAAACAGAUUCUCCACCCGAGGCAACUUGAAAGUGCACUUUGAACGUCAUAAGGCCAAGUACCCACAUGCCAAGAUGAAUCCUCAUCCUCAGCCAGAGCAUCUUGAGCGCCCAAUGCCAAUGCUUACUCCCUUUGGAGUACCCCAGAUGCCGACAGUCCCCACCUCCAUGCCGCUGCCUCCAGGUUUGAUGUCGCCGCCAGUCACAGCCUCACUCCCCAUGAGUUCUUUGGGAAUGUUCAUGCCAUCGCCACCAAUCCCAGUUGCCCCACGGCCUCCACCACCAAAAUCAUCCGAUCCCGAAUCUAAGCCGAAGGACAAACCUCACUCUAGUCCUCCUCCUGCUAGUGAGGCCUCCUCUCAGAAAAGCCCACCUGAAGAUAGUUCACGCAAUUUCAAGUCUUCCGCGGCUCCUCCUCUGCCAUCUUUAACCUCUGCGAACAGUACGCCAAGCACGCCAAGCACGCCAAGCACUCCCAUUAUCUCAAGCACUCACUUGAUGCCAAGUCUGAAGCUGCCUAGUCCUUCAAUGUCAACUCACAGUGCAACUCACAGUGCAACUCACAGUGCAACUCACAGUGCCAUGCCCAGCUACAGCUUGCCAGCCACCCCGACCAGUUUUCCUUUGCCAUCCCCAUUGGCAUCCAACAUGCCAUUAGGAGUAAUGGGAUCUCCUUUUGGACCACUGCCACCACCACCACCACCUCCUCCUCCUCCACCGACUACCCAAGGAGACAUGUUCAGAAACUCUAUUCUGCCAACUAAGACUAUAGAACCUACUGAAGAUCUGGAGAGAUAUAUGGAGUGCACCAAAUCUGAGACCUCAAAACUAGAACAGCUUGUGAAGAACAUUGAACAGAAGAUCACUGACCCAAACCAAUGUGUUAUAUGUCACAGAGUCCUUAGCUGUAAGUCUGCCCUUCAGAUGCAUUAUCGUAUUCACACUGGAGAAAGGCCAUUCAGAUGCAAGAUCUGCAGCAGAUCCUUCACUACCAAGGGUAAUCUGAAGACGCACAUGGGUGUACACAGAUCCAAGCCCCCACUUCGGAUGAUGCACCAAUGCCCAGUCUGCCAUAAACAAUUCACCAACUUGCUUGUUCUCCAACAGCACAUUAGAAUGCACACUGGUGAACCAGUGCAUGAUCUGAACCAUGCGGCCUUGUACAGGCACCCUGACUGGGCACCAAAACCUCCAGAAUUUGGGAAGAUGUUUGACCACAAACCGUUUGACUUGUCCCAACACCAUGGAGAAGGAAAAGAACUGGACCUCAGCAGGAGUGGCUCCUACUGUGGCAGUGAAAUGAUGGAUUCAUAUGGCCCUAACUCUCAGGAAGAUGAUGACUUUCGCUCUGAAAAUGACAUGAAUGAUGAAGAAUUAGACAUGGAGGAAGGUAUGGAUGAUCCCAGAAAUGAGAUGGUGGACGAUGCUGAGAUGAUGGAUGAGAAAGAUGACUAUGAUGAACCAUCAGAUGAAAACAUACUAUCUGAACAGCCUCAAGAGGGAGAAAGACCCAACUCUGCUGCAUCCAGAACAUCCCCUCCAAGGGAAACAUCUAGUCCAAACCCAAGCUUGCAUCCUUCUUCAUCAAGACCUGAAAGCAGAGGUACUCCUGUUAUCACAAGCUCCUUUUCUAGUCCAUACUACAACACUUCUCUGGCCGCCCUUGAAGAGAGAGUGAAAGCUAUUGAUAGUCAAAUGGCUCAGGCUUCCUUUGAACGAUUCCGCAAUAGUAUGGGACUUGGUCACAGCCCUGGACUGAUGACCAAACUGCCAUCCAGCUACCCUUACCAGAAUGGUGAUAGGUCUCCAGUUACAUCUCCAAGAAGUCCCUCUAUAUCUGAGGCUGGGUCAGAAGGAAGCAACAUGAGAGAUGACCAGCCACAUGGCUAUAAUCCUGAUGCUCCUCUGCCCUUUGGAUUUCCCAUGAUGGGCUACGGUGAUCUCAGAUCUGGCGCAGAGAAACGAAACACCACAUGCAACAUUUGCUUCAAGACAUUUGCCUGUCGGAGUGCACUUGACAUUCAUUAUAGAAGUCACACUAAAGAACGCCCCUUCAAGUGUGAUGUCUGUGACAGAAGUUUCUCCACCAGAGGAAACAUGAGGCAGCACAUGCUUACACACAAGAUUCGGGAUCUGCCAUCUCAAUCCUUCACGGGUAACAGUGACGACAGCCAGAGCGGCUUCACAAGAAGUGAGCCAUCAUCGCCCAGGGGCCCUAGUCCUGAUGAAUCCCCUCCAGUAGCCAAGGCUGAAUCCCACCCCAAAUCUGAAACCCCACCACCAACUUCAGCACCCACCUUAAGCAAUAACAAUGAUGAAAGUCACAAUAAUAACAACAACAACAAUAACAACAAGAGUCCUCAGCACUCCACCACUCCAGUGACCUCUCAAUCAUCGAUGAACCACAACAGUAACAGCUCAGACAGCUCUCAAUUCUCACGCAGAACAGGCCCCAAACAUCAAUGUAUGACCUGCAUGAAAACAUUUUCAAGCGCCAGUGCACUUCAGAUCCAUACCAGAACACACACUGGAGACAAACCCUUCAAGUGUACAGUCUGUGGGAAGGCCUUCACCACCAAGGGCAAUCUGAAGGUCCACAUGGGAACACACAUGUGGAGCAACAGUCCCUCAAGAAGAGGCAGGAGGAUGUCCAUCGAGCCACCCUUCAUGCUGUCUCAUGUCAAGGACAAUCCAUUCCUUGCUGGCUUUCACCGCCCCCCAGAGUUCUACUUCCAGUACCCUCCUUUCAUGAAUGGCUUGCCACCUCAGAAAAUGAAUGAGAUUUCUGUUAUACAGAGUGUGAAUGGAGGCAUGAAUCAUCAGUACCCACCGAUGCAUCAACCUGGCAUGGGCUUCAGUGUCAAGGCAGAACAAAAGGAAUCGGAACGUGAACAUGAACGUGAACGUGAACGAGAAAGAGAGCGGCAUCUUAGUGAUGGCCGGGGAAGUGAGAAAGAUGUGGAUGUAAGCAGGGAAACCAGAGACAAUGUAUCAAAUGGUGGCAGUAGCCCUAGUGAAUCAAAACACAUCUUAUCUUCAGGAGAACUAGAUUUGAGCAUGAGAUCCUCCUCUUCGGCCUCGGCCAACUCAAGCUCACUCUCUUCUCCUCACAGUAAGGAGUCGCCCAAUGACUCAAGCCCAUACUCCUCUCAGGCCUGGCUAUGGAAAGCUGGCAGCUGCCACUUCUGUAAUCAGACCUUCCAAUCUCAGGCUGCUCUAGAACAACAUAUACAAACUCAGCACGUUCCAACAUCCCAUGUGACCGGAACAGACUCUCAUAAAGCGCUUGUGGCAUAGGCCGUGAUAUAACAUACUAGCUUCAGUGUGACAUGAAUAUUGUGCUUAGCUAGAAACAUUCCAGUGUCAGUGACUGUGUUGUGGUGUAUGGUUGAGCAGCUGUAGAUCAUUGCAGAUCUCUCAUUGUGACAAACUGUGUGCUGCAGUAGACUGAAUGGCUGCUGCUUCUAUUGAAGCAGGUCCUGCAGGAUGUCCUCAGUGCUGCUGGGUCUUCUAGUCCUGUGGUCCUCAGUGCUGACCUGUGAGCAGGAUUUGUAGGAGGACCUGGAUGGAGGUCCACGGUUGCAGUGCUGAGUCUUUGUUUAUCAUCCUACUCCAUCAUUGUCAUCAUCACGUAACAAGGUUGUGACAUCAACUUGUGACAUUAUGUUGUUGACUUAGUGAUCAUCUUGUUUUUACUCAAAUGAGAAAAUCCUACAAACAGUGAUGUUUUUUAACUUUGAACAGUGAACAUGUGGAUUUAGUGGUCAGUGAACUGAUAUCAGAUGCCAUAGUAAAUCAUUGAUCCCUCAUUGCUACUUAAAGACAUUGAAGCCAGUUCAUUGCCGAUCGCAUUUCUGCUCUGUUUACAGGGCCUCAUGUGUGCUUAAUAUUUCUUCUUGUUAUCUACUGUUCUGCAGCAUUAAUCUAUCAGUUAGGAUUAAGUGGUAGUGUAGACUCAUGUACUUACAAUCUUGUUAUGUUUAUGUCUUGAAUUGACAUGAAUGAAUGUAAUUAUUAUUUGUACAUAAUUUAUACAUGUUCUAGUCGGAUCGAAACAUCUAAUCAAUAUGGAAUCAAAACCAUUUUUGGUUGUAACUGUUUUUGCCAAUAGGGAUCACAUCUCUACCUCCCCUUUUGACACUCUUCAAUGUUUGGAGUUAAAUAUUUUUGUGUUCAUAUGCGGCAAACCAACUUAAGUCAGUUUUUUCACAAAAAUACGUACAGUGCAUUAUUUUUAUAACCCUGAACACGUUCUACUUAUUUGAUUUGUUUGGUUUGUGAAUCUUACUUACAAUUUUGUUUUUAAUACCACAACCAAAUGGUUUAAUGGUCCUCUUCUACUUACAGAUUUUGCAAUUUUUAUGAUGCACAGUUUAUUUUGGAUUCUCAGUCAAUGUGAUAUGUAAACUGCAUCCAUGGAGCUAGACUUUGAGAUGAGGUAAUUUUUACCAGUGUGUUGCUAGGCUAUCUCAGCCACCGUGAUGCAAUCGGAAUCCUUUUGACAUAUUUGUUGACUGAAUAUCCAUGUUUCAGAAUUCUUGUUAUAAUCUAUAAUCCGUUCAAAUAUUAUUAAUCACCAAAGAUUUUGUUGAUUUUAUUUCAUUGUCAGAAUAUAUCAAUCAUUUUUGAGUAUUUUUAGUAUUACCAUGGCUACAGCAUUUUGUAUGCCAUGCCUAUGCAAAAAACCAAAGACGUAAGUCAGUCUACAUUGCUUUUUGUCAGCUUUUGUUAUUUUGAUAUGACACUGUUCUCUUUGUGUUUCGUCCAGUCAGCUGGCUGAAAAAUAAAUGUUGUGUUACAAAUAGCAUGGACAUGUUCAGUGUGUAAAAUGCUGAAAGCAGUUCGGUGCUAUGUGGCCAUUGCUUGGGGAAAACUUACAACUACUUAUAUGUUAUUUGGCGAUGUACUAUUUUUCAUUCUUGUUACCCUUGUUAAAUGUUUGUAGAAUAGUCUUCCAUUAAAAGACAGUGUCUAAAUGUAUAUUGAAAAAAGUCUAUAGCACCUUUCUGUUACUUGUUAAUCAAAAUCUUCUACGAAACAUCCAGGGUUAAGGUGCCAUAACACAUUUCUUGGUAGAAGUAGAUUUUGUCGCUUCUUGUACUUUUUGUAGCACUUGUUUGUUUAUUUUGCUUUUUGCCUUGAUGAUCUGUGAUAGUCGCUAAGAAAUCCGUACUUACGUUUUCCACCAUUGCAUAUGUUGAAGUCAAGUUUUGGAGUGGUUCCCAUUCAUUCUUCUUGAGAUCUGGAAGGAAAUCUGGCAGCUUUUUGGUACUUUAACCUUCCCCUACCUUGUAACAGAAAAUCUUCUUGUCGUACUGACAAACGGAUAGUAUUGGCUGUACUCGUCAUGAAAUCACAGUUUCUUAGUCCGAACUACGAACCCACUGAACUCCUUCCCUAUCCAUUAGUUAAGCUAGAGCUGAUCUUGUUGUGGAAGAGGCAUAUCAAUUUUCUUUUCUCCAACGCCUGGCUGCCCGUCCAUGGUUCCGAAAUCCAUAAAACUAGGACGUUCUUUUGUGUUCUGAUUUGAGAAACAUAUCACCAGUAUCGAAUUUUGAUCGUGGAAUCCAAACGGCAGAAGACAACGAAAGAGAACACAACUUGAAAUGGCUGCGAGCCUUUUGAACUACGCAAAACAAAUAAUACCUCUUUACCCCGAAGACUAUACACAGACUUGUUAUUGUGUUUGGCCUCGUAUAUUUUAACCAUUUUAAUUUUUCCAAUAUGAUAUUUUUUGCUUCGAAGGCAUUUUGUUCGGCAAAGGCAAUUUAAGAUGCCCACAAAUUGUAUAUAGUUUGUAGAUAUGGUCUGUUGAGAUAUUUCGGCUCUAUUGCACGGUAUGGUUUACCAGUGAAAAUUUUUAUGUUUGGUAAAUUCUUCUUCAGUUUGCGUUCCUUCAUUCUUUGACCUUUCGUUUAUCUUCUCUUGAGUUAGAACGUUAACUUUGUCUCUUAAAGAGGGAGGCAGUAGGAUAUAGCUUUAUAUUUUGUCAUAUGAAAAAUAAACCAUUGUUCACUAUUCAAA